AUGGGUGACAAAAGUGUACCGGACUGUCAACUAAUCUUGACAACAAUUAUUGAUUCUCAGCGUCUGAAAUCUAACCAUUUAGCGCAGAUUCAACAUAAAAUGGAGGGCCAGAAUAACACCUUGCACAUUAACUUAUUUCAUCUGAGCAGCUUUGACGGCAAUGAAGUAAGUACCCGGAAUCCCGGGAUGACAAUCAAGUACAAGCAUUACCAUCUAUGUAUUCGUUUGCAAAAGCACUUAACGUCAGCGAAUACAUUUGCUCAGCAAAUGAACGUCGUUGACAAUGGCAACAAAGCAACUGGUAGAGUCCUAUGGCGCAUUGCAGUUUAG
This is a messenger RNA of Loa loa (African eye worm), 330 nucleotides long. RefSeq lists its product as hypothetical. Bases 1 to 330 code for a protein of 109 amino acids. The record is from RefSeq and is a predicted model, not a curated record. The transcript is spliced from 2 exons. NCBI's taxonomy places the organism in Eukaryota, Metazoa, Nematoda, Chromadorea, Rhabditida, Onchocercidae.